AUGCCAGAGCGCGUGGCUAUACCCUCCAGUCCCAUUGCUACCGACUCCGAGACGCGCAUUCUGCAGGCCUUGCCGCUAAAUGGCAUCACUAUUCCAGCAACUCCAGAGCAACACAUGCUUGCGGUGACAUACCAGAACAUUGUCCUCAACAAAUUCAAAGAUGACUCGUCAAAGGCUGCCGUGAAGGGUCAGGCCGAGCAGGCUGUGAUGUUCGUUGACAAAAUUGCCGGUUUAAGAGCCAUGCACCAGGAGAUAGAUGGUGUGGUGACGCGACAGUUUGAGCAGCAUGCGGUGGAGGCUGUAGACGGUGUGGCUGACAGAGUGUUCCAGAAGAUUAGCCAACAGCUACAGGUCAUUAUCGAAACAAUGGGCACAAACAAUACGAGUCUCAAUGAACGCAUAACAACGCUGGAUGAGGACAUUGGCAAACGCUUCGACAACUUCGACAACCGCAUCAAAACGCUGCAGGAGGACGUUGACGGCCGGUUCAAAACACUCCAGGAGGACGUUGACGGCCGCUUCCAAACACUCCAGCAGAACGUUGACGGCCGCUUCCAAACACUCCAGCAGAACGUUGACGACCGCUUCCAAACACUCCAGCAGAACGUUGACGGCCGCUUCCAAACACUCCAGCAGAACGUUGACGGCCGCUUCCAAACACUCCAGCAGAACGUUGACGGCCGCUUCCAAACAAUCCAGCAGAACAUGGAUGCCCACGUUCAGACACUCGGCCAGAGGAUUGAUCAUCUGCAAGUGUCCAUCAUGCGUCUGGAUGCUCGUGUUGCCAAUACUAUUGCAGGGCGGAGCUCUGUGCAGAUGCAGCUGGUCCCGAUUGGUGAUGACUUGGGCCAAACUGCACCUCAGGGGCACCAGCCACUCACUAAUCGCAAUCAGAUUGAGAACAUGACUGCGUCCGACCUUACGCUUUGGCUCAACCACUAUCACAUCACUGUUCCCCAUGGCGUUGUAGAUCGUCGCCGAGCCCUCCAACAGUUCUACGGAAUGGUGUGA
Messenger RNA from Sparassis crispa, 1011 nucleotides. RefSeq lists its product as hypothetical. Bases 1 to 1011 code for a protein of 336 amino acids. Lineage: Eukaryota; Fungi; Basidiomycota; Agaricomycetes; Polyporales; Sparassidaceae. The record is from RefSeq and is a predicted model, not a curated record. The transcript has 5 exons.